CCUUUUUGGCCUUUUUUGAUUUGUCAAAUCAUUAUUACAAGUAAAAUAAGGUGAAAACGAAGGUAGUCCCGUGGGAUCCCCGGUGGGUAGGCGUGGAUGCUAAUAUAUAGCCUGGAGAGAGAGGAGUGGAGCUGCAUCUUUGCAAACAGUUAAAAAAUACUAACUUUAAGAAGCAAAUUAAGAGCCUCCAAGGAACAGGUCAUUCAAGUUUUGUCUUGUUCGUUGUUCAGCCAACAUGGCAGACAUAAACAUCGCCGGUGUGGUAUCCAUUGUUGUGUUUUAUCUGUUGAUACUUCUCGUUGGCCUGUGGGCGGCUCGUCGGCGGAAGGAAGGUGAAGAAGAAGCCAUGCUGGCCGGCAGAAGUAUCGGAAUAUUUGUGGGUACAUUCACCAUGACAGCAACAUGGGUGGGCGGAGGAUACAUUAAUGGUACAGCAGAAGUGGUGUUUGACACAGCACAAGGUCUUGUUUGGACACAGGCUCCCUGGGGAUAUGCUUUGAGUUUGGUUAUAGGUGGCUUGGCCUUUGCCAAAAUCAUGCGCAAAAAAGAGUACUUCACUAUGCUUGAUCCCUUCCAAGAAAAGUACGGUCCGCGCAUGGGCGGACUGUUGUACAUUCCUGCUCUGUUGGGUGAAAUAUUUUGGUCUGCAGCUAUCCUGGCUGCUCUUGGAGCCACCAUCAGUGUGGUGAUUAGCCUAGAUGAAACUACCUCCGUUAUUGUCUCCGCUUGUAUCGCUAUUUUCUACACUCUGAUUGGUGGACUAUACUCUGUCGCUUACACGGAUGUCAUCCAACUCGUCUGCAUCUUCGUAGGAUUGUGGCUCAGUAUUCCCUUCGCCAUGACACAUUCAGCAGUAAGCAGUAUUUCAGACACAUCCACGCAGUGGGUUGGUGAAUGGUCCAACACAUAUGUCGGAGUAUGGCUCGAUUUUGCGUUGUUGCUGACAUUUGGUGGUAUUCCAUGGCAAGUUUACUUUCAGCGAGUGUUGUCCUGCAAAACAGCAGCUAAGGCCAGGGGUCUUUCCUUCGCAGCCUCGUUCGGAUGUAUCCUAAUGGCUAUUCCGGCGGUCCUCAUUGGAGCGAUUGGUCGGUCUGCAGACUGGACCAAGACAGAUUACUUUAAGCCGUCUGGUAAUGCCACCAAUCAGACGGCCGAGUUUAAACAGUCAUUGGUUCUUCCCAUGGUGCUUCAGUACCUCACACCAACAGCUGUUUCCUUUAUUGGCUUGGGUGCUGUGUCUGCCGCUGUCAUGUCGUCCGCAGACUCCAGCAUCCUCUCUGCAAGCUCCAUGUUUUCUCGAAACGUCUAUAAACUUAUCUUCAGACAAAAAGCCUCCGAGAGGGAAGUUGUGUGGGUGAUGCGUAUAGCCAUAUUUGGAGUUGGCGCGGCCGCUACAGCCAUGGCUCUGGCAGUGGGGUCUAUCUACUCGUUGUGGGCCUUGUGCAGUGACCUGGUUUAUGUGAUCCUGUUCCCGCAGCUUUGCUGUGUCAUCUACCUUAAUGGCACCAACACUUAUGGCUCCUUCAUGGGCUACGUACUGGGCAUGGUGCUACGCAUUGGGGGAGGGGAGGAUAAAAUUGGUAUUCCACCGCUCAUUAAGUACCCGUAUUACAAUGACGUGGAUGGCCAAUUGUUUCCUUUCCGUACCUUGGCUAUGAUCGUUUCAUUUGUCACAAUUGUUGUGGUGUCGUACUCUCUGAAGUUUUUGUUUGAGAGGAAAAUUAUACCACUGAAGUUUGAUUUCCUUCGUUGCUUUAGGCAAUAUGAUUUACAAAAACAAACAGGUGCUGAGAAAUACGCAAUGGAGGAAAACAGAGCGUAUUGACCCUUGAAUAUCGGAGACAUUUUUAAAAUAUGAAUCUGUGGCAGACCUUUUACUUUUGACUUCUCGAUACAACGGACCGGAGCUAAUAAGUGAUCAAGUUGUCAUGAACCAAAACUAGUCAGUUACACCGAACCAACUGUGACAACAAAUCAGUGUUAUCGUUUUAAGAACAGGACGCAAAUAAGUAACAGUUUUCGAAUGCUAGGGAAUAAGCACAUUGAAAUCGUAAUAAAUUUGGCGUGCUAUCUUA
Molecule: messenger RNA, 2075 nt
Organism: Stylophora pistillata
Lineage: Eukaryota; Metazoa; Cnidaria; Anthozoa; Scleractinia; Pocilloporidae
Product: high-affinity choline transporter 1
Biological process (GO): choline transport; transmembrane transport; acetylcholine biosynthetic process
Cellular component (GO): plasma membrane
Molecular function (GO): choline:sodium symporter activity
Source: RefSeq, a predicted model, not a curated record